CCCGCUUUCUUCCUCCUCCUCCUCCUACACUGAGGCCGCCGUCGAAAUGCUCCGCUGGCGUCUUUUCCUCUUCCUUCUCCCCGUCUCCGUCCUCUCAUCAAACACCACGUGUCCCUAUGACAUCCCCUAUGCCGCCCAGAUGCUUCCAUCGAUCUGCUACGCCAACUCCACCUCCUUUCCAUCCGCCACCAGUUGCUGCUGGUACGUCUUCGCUUCCUACAUCUACGCCGCUAUCCGCUACUCCAACCUCACCGGAGCCGCCUUCCUCCCCCCUUCAACCGCCUCCGCCUGCUCCUCCAGCUUCUCCUCAUACCUCCUCCACCAAGGCCUUGCCCGCCCCUCCCUCCUCUCCAGCUCCUCCUGCAAUCUCGACGGCGACCCCGUCCGCCUCGCCGCUGGAAACCGCCCCUGUCAGUUCCCCUACGUCUCUCUCAUCCGGUCCUCCACCGAUCUCUCCCCUGCCGACAAACUCUGCUCCUCCUCUCCCCUCAAUCCCGACUCUCACCCAUCCCUCUGUUCCCAAUGUCAGACCGCCGUCAUCAACUCUACCUUCUCUCUUCUCAACGUUACCAACAGCAAGGAGAUCGUCCCCUGCGGUAUGGCCGCCACAAUCGCUAUCUGGUCACCGCAUAACCCCUCUCUCCCCCGUUUCCGCUCCUUCGCCCUCUGCAUGCUACAGAUCCUCCAAAACAUCGGCAACCUGGGCACCGGUGACAUCGUACCCUCCCCUCCUCCUCCUCCUCCUUCUCCUCCUCCUCCUCCGAUAACCUCCUCCGCCGUCUCCGGCUCCCGAACCACCAAAAUCAUCGCCGGAUGCGCCACCGCUGCUGCCACCUCCUUGAUCGGCGUCGUCGCGUUCCUCGUUUUCCUUUUCCGGAAACGCCGGAGAAAGAUCAACACUUCUGAUGGCGAAUUCGCCACUUCCACUGAAAUCAUCUCUCCUGUUCUUCCCAGAGAGGGGCUUUACAUCUUCACCAAGGCGGAGCUGAAGCAAGCAACGAAUGGGUACGAUGACCGGCUCCUCCUUGGCGCGGGUGGCGCUGGGGAGGUUUACUUAGGAAAGCUUCCCUCCGGCCAAGAGGUGGCAAUCAAACGCAUCAAACGCGAGAAGAAGCUCGGCGAAUUCUACCGCGAGGUAGAAGUGCUCGCCAAGCUCCGGCAUCGAUACCUCACGACUCUUGUCGGAUACUACCUCGGAGAGCCAUACGAGCACGCGCUGGUUUACGAGUAUAUGGCUGGCGGCAACCUCGCAGGUGCACUUUCAGACGGAAUUGGACUAACUUGGCGGCGCCGCCUCCGCAUCGCGGCGGAGGUGGCCGAGGGACUCGUCUAUCUCCACAACUUCCCGGAGGGCGCGGUGGUCCACCGCGACGUGAAGCCGACCAACGUUUUGUUAACAGAAGGCGGCGCGGUCGCAAAGCUGUCCGAUUUCGGGGUUUCGCGGAUUUUGCCGCAGGAGGGGAGCCACGUGUCGACUGAAGUGAAGGGGACGAUGGGGUAUAUGGAUCCGGAGAGCUUCUCCGUAGGCCACGUCUCGGAGACCGCCGACGUGUACAGCUUCGGCGUUGUGCUCCUCGAGCUCGUCACCGGGAUGAAGGCUGUAGUCCUCACGCCGUCCGGCGGCGCCGAGUCGAUCGUUCACGCCGCUCGGAAUGCGGUUACCGACAGCGAUUUGGAGUCGAUCGUCGACCAACGGCUUGGCUCGUCGUGGGAUCGGCCAACGGUAACGGCGGUGUUCGAGCUGGCGCGGCGCUGCGUCAAGCAGUACAAGCAGGAUCGGCCGGCUAUGGCGGAAGUGCUCGUUGAACUAAGAGGGUUGAUAACUGAUCUCGACGUGAGGAGCCUCGGCGGAAGCUUCGAGGCGUCGCCGUCGGCUCCAUCGACGACGGCAACUUCGGGGGAGCCAACGUGGAUGUCGGAGGAGAGUCAGUCAGAAAUGGUGUAAGCCACCUUAUGAUCUGUUUUGAUGGACGAAAUUAAAAAAUUUAACGGCACAAAAUGUAUCAUAUUAUUCGAAAUUGUAAGGCAUUAAAAGAUUAUUCUUUUUUUCU
This is a messenger RNA of Dendrobium catenatum, 2051 nucleotides long. Its product is annotated as probable serine/threonine-protein kinase PBL28. Bases 47 to 1945 code for a protein of 632 amino acids. The transcript has a single exon. Gene Ontology annotation, biological process: protein phosphorylation. The record is from RefSeq and is a predicted model, not a curated record. Gene Ontology annotation, molecular function: ATP binding; protein kinase activity. Lineage: Eukaryota; Viridiplantae; Streptophyta; Magnoliopsida; Asparagales; Orchidaceae.